AUGACGAAAGCUGAUGUCAAGGAUGCAUUAUCAAAGCCUUCUGCUAUCCCUCCUGCGAGGUUCGCAGAGCUUAAGGAAUAUGUUGUCGAGCAGUGGCCAGCAGCACUCGGAAUGAUCAAGGAAACCCGUCAGGCGACUAAUAAAUUUCACCACGAUCCUGAGGCGCAGAGACAUCUCUUCAACUUCCACAAACAGCUAAAAAAGGCCUACAAAGCGCGCGAUCCAGGCGGUGUCAGUUCCAUCUGGCACGCAAUGACAGCCAAGCUGCAAGAAAACCCGGCUUUCAAAGCCGAGCUGGCCGAGGACCCUGCUUUUCUCGACUUUUGGGUGUUUGUAUGGUGUGCGGUCCGUCGGCCAGCUCGAGUCCAGGAGACCGUCAACUUGAUGAAGUUGCUCAAGCUCGAACCCACAAUCAGGACGUACACGAGCAUGAUGCACGGGUGGAAGAUGUGCAAGGACAUUGCCAAGAUUGAAAUGCUGUGGGAUCAACUCAUCAAGUCGGGUACGAAGCUAGACAGCGUCAUCUGGACUGAACGUGUGUCGGCUCUUAUUGAGCUCGGACACCACCAAAAAGGCCUCGAGGCACUCUCGGAACUGCUGGACAACUGGCGUCAAGCAGUCAAGAAGGGAACUCAGGAUCAGGCUGUGGAGCCUAGCAUCGAGACCGUCAACGCUGCCUUUAAGGGCUUGCUACAUGCAGAUCCCAAGGCGGCGCACGAGCUGCUAGCCUGGGCUGGAAAGCAAGGUAUUGAACCCAAUACCCGUACCUACAACAUUCUCAUCCGUGAGACCAUCCGCAUGGGCCUUCAUGACGAGAUCCACCAGCUUCUGCGUUCCAUGCAGGCGCAUAACAUUGAGCCUGAUUCUGCGACUUUCACCAUUCUUCUAGAAACGGUUAUUGGCAGCAUGCACGAUGCCAGCGCCGAAGAACAGGUCAGGGCCAUCAAGUCUGUCUUUAGCGACAUCGAGCAAGCUGGCCUCAAACCCAAUCUCGAGACAUACGGCAAGAUGCUUUACGCCCUCGACGGUCUCCCCAACUGCUCUGACGAUGUUAUUGCCGCACUGCAGAAGCACAUGCGCGAAAGUGGUUUUGGUUCCUAUCUCACUCCACACAUGAUCACCAUCCUCAUUGAGCGCGUCCUUCGCCAUGACCCUCCUGAUAUGAACAAGAUUCGCUCUUUGCUCGAGAAGAACAACCUCAAGACAGUCUCCAGCGGCGACCAAACACUCUGGGAGCGAGUUAUGACUGCUUAUGCCAUCAGCGGCGAUAUCAAGGAAGCCAUGUAUGUCUUUGACAACCUCGCUGCCUCUGGUCGCCCUGUCACGUCACUGCCGUGUCUUACCGAGCUGAUUCAGGCCCUCCUCGAGCGUGGAGAUAGAGCGGCUGCCCAGAGGGUUGUGAAUAUCGUAGUCGAGUACAAGCUUAACAACAAAGAUGACAAGGCUGCGAACCAAAGGUACUGGAAGCAUCACUUUUGGUACAUGGCUCAGCACAAUGGUCUGGUGGAUGGUCAGAAGCUGAGACAGUAUGCUCGUGGGUAG
This is a messenger RNA of Fusarium graminearum PH-1, 1542 nucleotides long. RefSeq lists its product as uncharacterized. Bases 1 to 1542 code for a protein of 513 amino acids. Gene Ontology annotation, biological process: mRNA processing. The transcript has a single exon. Gene Ontology annotation, molecular function: protein binding. The record is from RefSeq and is a predicted model, not a curated record. NCBI's taxonomy places the organism in Eukaryota, Fungi, Ascomycota, Sordariomycetes, Hypocreales, Nectriaceae.